Branchiostoma floridae (Florida lancelet) is the source of this 1532-nucleotide messenger RNA. Its product is annotated as ADP-ribosylation factor-like protein 6-interacting protein 4. Bases 232 to 1134 code for a protein of 300 amino acids. The transcript is spliced from 5 exons. The record is from RefSeq and is a predicted model, not a curated record. NCBI's taxonomy places the organism in Eukaryota, Metazoa, Chordata, Leptocardii, Amphioxiformes, Branchiostomatidae.
CCUCCCCAUGUCACUAGAGUGGAAUAGUCUAAAUGGCGAAAAGAAAGCGUGCCUGGUCACAAGGUUUGUAGGUUACGUUUGUAAGUUGCGGAUCAGUGCAUGUUAUACAAGUUAUGCUAAAACCCAUGGAAUGCUCGGACUCAUGAUCUGAUGAACUGAAUGAGUAGGAUCACUAGGAUGUGACAUCACGCACAGAAUUUUGGAAGGAAGACACGCACAGCAUCAGAUAAGAUGCCUCGUUCAAGAUCACCCAUAUCUCGAUCGUCAAGUCCCAAGCAGGAACGGCAUCGGUCAAGGCAAGAAAGGUCACGAGACAGGGAUAGGUCUCACUCAGACUCAGUGAGGAACAGAAAUGCACUUGAGUCUCCGAGAGCUAAAAAGGACUCGAGAGAAAGAACACGGGCAAGGACAACCUCCAGGGACAGUCAGAAAAGUAGAAGCAUGUCUCAGUCAUCCUCUGUACCCAAAGACUUGGGAAGGAAGAGGCGACUGAGCAGGUCUUCUUCAAGCAGUAGCAGUAGCUCUGAGUCCAGUGACUCAAGUUUUGAGAGAAGAAGAAAGAGGAAAAGAUCAAAAAGGACAAAGAAGAGAAAAAACAGCAGUUCCUCAUCUAGGUCUUCUUCUGAGACAAGAGGUCACAGCAAAGGGAAAGAGAAAAAGAAAACCAAAGACAAUGAGAGUUCAAGUAGUGAAAGUUCUUCUGACAGUUCUCAAGAGAGGAAGAGAGCAAAAAAGAAACAGAAAAAGGAAAGAAAGAAGAAGAAAAAGGCUGAGAAGAAAAGGAAGAAAAAGGAGAAGAAACAAAGAAAAAAAGAAAAGAGGAGGUUAUCAGAAAUGGCAGAAAGUGGAGUGUUGCAGGGACCUACGUUGAUGCCAGCUACAAGUACUAAUGAAACUAAGGAUGACAGUGCUAAGGCUUCCUCCAUGCGUCCGAUGACAAAGGAAGAGUGGGAAAAACAACAGAGUGUAGUUCGGAGAGUGUUCGACCCUGAUACUGGAAGGAACAGACUGGUAAAAGGAGAUGGGGAGAUUAUUGAAGAGAUUGUGAGCAAGGAAAGACAUAAACAGAUUAACCAGCAAGCCACACAAGGAGAUGGACUCAGCUUCAUGCGGGGUCUGGGCCUGAAUAAAUAAGUGUAUUGAGUGUUAUAAGUUAUGAUAUAGUGGUCAGUAUUAAGAUGCUUUUACUGCUGUUGAUAGUAUGCACAGUGAAAGGAAGAUGCAGAUAAUAAAUACAUGAGAGCUUCACAUUGAAGGCCAGAAGAUGAUUAUGAAGACUUCAUACUGCAUGAAAUUUAUAUAUAUAUAACUGUUGUACACUGAAUGUACUAAGAAAACAAGAAGAGUGUUGUUGGCUAAGACUAAUUUUUGGGUGUUUAUUAUAUUAAUAAACAACAAGCAGCAUGUCAAUGAAUUCACAAUUUUAUAUAAGAGUGAUCAAGGGCAUUCUAUGUAAUACAAAAUGUACCCUCAAAAUGACCUUGUGUUGGUAUUAGGUUAAUAAAGAUUUUUUGCUGGUGUUGCAAACUUUU